CUAAAUAUCUCGUACUCUCUCUUUCUCUCUCUCUAAAAGUCGGUCUUGUUUGCCUAACAUAAAUUUCUCCAGCCACUCGUUAUCUUACAGCACUGUUCCUCCAUCCUCCACCUAAAACCCUAACCUUUUGCAUCCAUCCGCGUUCUUCUUCUCUCAUUUACUCCACAUCUUUCCCUCUGCCCAUACUUUGUACUUAUUAGGGUUCAUUUUCCUCUCUUGGUUUCUGACAAUCGGAGCUUUUAUCCUUUUUCGGUUCCUUCUCUGUUGCAUUCUUGAUUUGCGUCCAUUAGGGGAUGGGUUGAGCUUAACAAUCGUGCUGACCUCAUGGAGUGGGACAGCAAUUCUGAUCUGAGCGGCGACGAGGAGGAGGGAGGGUUUCUUUUGAACGAUGGAGGGCCCUUUCCUUUCCCAAUCGACAGUUUACUUCAACCGGCGCCUUGUGGCUUCGUUGUCACAGACGCUUUGGAGCCUGACCGUCCCGUAAUUUAUGUCAAUUCCGUGUUCGAGAUGGUUACUGGUUAUCGUGCUGAAGAGGUCCUCGGUCGGAACUGUCGUUUUUUGCAAUGCAGAGGUCCAUUUGCAAAGAGAAGGCAUCCACUUGUGGACUCAAUGGUUGUUGCAGAAAUAAGAAAAUGCCUUGAUAAAGGGGUUGAAUUCCAAGGAGAUUUACUCAAUUUUAGGAAAGACGGAUCCCCACUUAUGAACAAAUUGCGGUUAACCCCAAUAUUCGGCGAUGACGAUAUUAUAACACAUUAUAUUGGGGUACAGUUCUUCUCCGAAGCCAAUAUUGACUUGGGUCCACUGCCGGGAUCUUCUACUAAAGAAUCUACAGGAUCCUCUGAUCCUUUCCAAUCAUCUCUUGUUUCGUAUAAACCAAAUUUAGAUCUAAACCGAGGCUUUGCUCGUGGAUCUUGCAGUAUCAUGCAGUUGAGCGAUGAAGUUAUGUCUAUGAAAAUUCUAUCCCGGUUGACUCCACGAGAUAUAGCAUCUGUUGGCUCUGUCUGUACACGUUUCUAUGAGCUAACACGAAAUGAGGAUCUAUGGAGAAUGGUUUGUCAAAACGCUUGGGGAAGUGAAACUACUCGCGUUCUAGAAACAGUGCCUGGAGCAAAACGACUCGGGUGGGGUCGACUUGCUAGGGAACUCACCACUCUUGAAGCCGCAGCUUGGAGAAAGGUGACUGUCCAAGGUGCUGUGGAACCUUCUCGAUGCAAUUUUAGUGCAUGUGCGGUUGGAAACAGGGUUGUUCUUUUUGGCGGAGAAGGAGUUAAUAUGCAACCAAUGAACGAUACUUUCGUAUUGGACUUGAAUUCAAGCAAACCAGAAUGGCAACAUAUUAAAGUAAGCUCUCCUCCUCCCGGCCGAUGGGGCCAUACUCUAUCGUGCAUGAAUGGUUCCAAUCUAGUUGUAUUUGGAGGCUGCGGGACCCAAGGUUUACUUAAUGACGUUUUCGUUUUGGAUUUGGACGCAAAGCAACCGACUUGGCGAGAAAUCUCGAGCUUGGCUCCUCCGCUACCGAGAUCAUGGCACAGCUCAUGCACACUGGACGGUACAAAGCUAAUAGUCUCCGGUGGUUGUGCUGAUUCCGGGGUUCUCCUCAGCGACACCUAUCUACUCGACCUAUCAAUGGAGCACCCUAUUUGGAGAGAAAUCCCGAUGUCGUGGACACCUCCUUCGCGUUUAGGUCACACGCUCUCCGUUUACGACGGAGAGAAGAUUUUGAUGUUCGGAGGCCUCGCCAAGAGUGGGCCCCUCCGGUUUCGCUCAAGCGAUGUGUUCACGAUGGAUCUUAGCGAGGAUGAACCGUGUUGGAGAUGUGUGACCGGAAGUGGAAUGCCAGGGGCUGGUAAUCCCGGGGGUAUAGCGCCUCCCCCAAGGCUCGAUCAUGUUGCGGUUAGCCUCCCGGGUGGUAGAAUACUUGUUUUUGGUGGGUCGGUGGCGGGUCUUCAUUCCGCAUCGCAACUUUAUAUUCUUGACCCGACCGAUGAAAAACCCACAUGGAGGUUAUUAAACGUACCGGGUAGGCCACCUCGAUUCGCGUGGGGACAUAGCACUUGUGUUGUUGGAGGAACAAGGGCGAUUGUGCUCGGUGGUCAAACCGGGGAGGAAUGGAUGCUGAGUGAUCUACAUGAGCUGUCACUAGCUAGUUCGGUUAUUUGAAAUGGAAGAACCCAAUCAAUACCUUGUAUGGAUUAUUUUUUAUGAUCCGAUUCGUUUUGUGGUUAAAAAGAAACAUGUUUUAGGUAUGUUCUUAUGGGGUAUUGGUUGGUGGGUUGUGUAAAUGUAGGCAUAUAUUGUUAUAGUAGGCUAUUUUGUCGCUGAAAAAAAGGGGUUCUACAAUGAGACAGAUGACAUGAGAAUGGAGAAAGAGCGGAAGUCUGUAAAUAUUGAAUGAAUGGGAUACUUCUACGGUUUGGUUCUACAUGGUGGUGAAGGGACUUGAUUUUUACCUAAUAGCAUAUAUUGGUGGAAAGGUUGGUUUUUAAUUCAUAGUUUUAGUAUUGUUUGUGGAUGAAUUUUGAUUAUUGGCCUUUGGGAUAUAUAAUGCAUUUCUUUUUUCCAC
Messenger RNA from Impatiens glandulifera, 2563 nucleotides. Its product is annotated as adagio protein 1-like. NCBI's taxonomy places the organism in Eukaryota, Viridiplantae, Streptophyta, Magnoliopsida, Ericales, Balsaminaceae. The record is from RefSeq and is a predicted model, not a curated record. The transcript has 3 exons. Gene Ontology annotation, molecular function: protein binding. Gene Ontology annotation, biological process: circadian rhythm; response to blue light. Gene Ontology annotation, cellular component: nucleus; cytosol; SCF ubiquitin ligase complex. Bases 325 to 2160 code for a protein of 611 amino acids.